Molecule: messenger RNA, 1308 nt
Organism: Trichoplusia ni (cabbage looper)
Lineage: Eukaryota; Metazoa; Arthropoda; Insecta; Lepidoptera; Noctuidae
Product: FAM172 family protein homolog CG10038
Exons: 5
Coding region: 224-1204 (326 amino acids)
Biological process (GO): regulatory ncRNA-mediated heterochromatin formation
Cellular component (GO): nucleus
Molecular function (GO): siRNA binding
Source: RefSeq, a predicted model, not a curated record
AAACUAACUUAUUGGAAGGAGAACUAACUUAUUAAAAAGAUCUAUUUCUGAACUGUAGAGAAACGUCAAUCCAGUCGUCGGCCUUCAGUGUUUCUUGACAUUUAUGUUUGUUUUUAAAAUAGUUUGUUUCUCGUUAUUUCCCGUUUUGUGUUGUUAUUGACUACUGAUAUUAUAACUAAUGUGUAUUUAGGCACCUCUGCCUAUUUACUUAUAUCAUUGCUCGAUGUCACACAAACAUUUUAAUAAACUUAAAGUUUUCCUUGCGUCUAGUAUUUUACCGAAACGAAUUUGGUCACAAACAUCCAGCCAAAGUUAUUGUGCAGCAAAAUUGAAAAAUAUGGACGCAGUCAAAUCGAUGAAGGACUUGGGAUACGCCUUUAAUGCCGAUGGCCAAUUACGUAAAGUUGAUGCGGACGGGCAGCCAACUGAUGAACCAUUUCAAUUUAAUGUUAGUAAUCAGCAUCAGGAAUGCCAAGCUCACUAUGAGGAGCUGGGCAAUGUGGUCACAGACUAUGUUUACCAUUUAAUGGAAAAUGAAUUGAACCUGGCAAGGUUGCCAGUACCAAAGGACUCACAAGCCGGCACAUUUAUAUUUGGUUCCAAGGAUUAUGAUCAGAAAGAUGUGUUGCUAAUCCUUAUUCAUGGCUCUGGAGCAGUUCGUGCUGGACAAUGGGCUAGAUCGCUCAUUAUAAAUGACAACUUAGACAUGGGAACACAAAUUCCAUACAUAAAAAAAGCAUUAUCCAAAGACUAUGGAGUAUUGGUACUAAAUCCUAACGACAACUGUUUGCCAAACGGCAAAAAGAUACCGCACAGCAGUACAGGUGAAGAACACACAAUAUAUGUAUGGAAUACCUACAUCAAGAAUACUAAAGCAACAUCUAUAGCCGUUGUUGCACAUAGUUAUGGUGGUGUAUUAUCUGUCACAUUAGCAGACCAACUAAAGAAAGAGUUUGAGAAGAGAGUCAAAGCUAUUGCAUUCACAGAUUCUGUGCAUGUGUAUUCAAAUAUAAAAAUUACUAAGUAUUUAAAAGAGGUAGCUAGAAACUGGAUAUCAAGUCCAACUCCACUAGACACUCCAAUGAAUACUCCUGAAUUUGACAUACCAAGAGUUUCAGCUGGACAUCAAAAACACGAAAUGACAUCAUACUCAUGCAUGGAAUCAGUUUUCAAAUUCAUUGAGGAAAAAGUUUCAAAACAAUAAUUAGUUUUGAUUUAAGGCAUUAUUACACUGUUAGUAUAUAUAUAAGUGGGCAUUUAAGUAUGUAUCAUUGUAAUAAGACAAAUAUACUGUAUUUUACAAUAAAA